UUUUAUUUUAUUUAUUUUUUUUUUUUGUUAUUUUUCAACAAUAAUGACCAACAUUAAUACUAUUCAUAUCCAAUAUAACAAAGCUUUAAGAUACUUUUUAUUAACAAAAUAUACUCAAGCAGCAACUACUUGUGUAAAAGCAUUAAGUCAAUUACCAAUACAAUCAAUAGAACAACCAGACGAUACUCUCUCUACUUUACGUUUACAAUUAUGGUUGCUUUAUCUUAAUAUUGUUUCUACUACUUUUACAACUUCCAAUACUCUUACACCAAGACUUAUUAAACAAUUUGGUUUACCUUCAACUUCAAGUAAUUCAAUGGAACACUUUUGUUUAGCUAUUUGGAAUCAACUUGUAAAAGAUGCUGGUCAAGGUAUUCCUGGUUAUUGCGAUUCUCGAUUAGUUUGCGCUUAUCUUAUCAUGACACUCAAAUUAUCUAUACCUACUGUGGGACGACAGGCAGCUGAACAAUGGUUUGCUACUUUAUCAGAACAGAUUGCAGAUCAUUUGUCAAAUAUUCAAGAUCAAGUCGAUUGGGAAAAGGAUACUAUUUGGACAUCUUACUUGGAAUUAGUGGAUGUAUAUACCACUCAAAUUUUACCUCGAUCUGAUGAUUUGGAUUCUGCUCAAUCAUUUGUGGAAUAUAAUUCAUUUUUGACAGAUGAAAAGAAAGAGUCAUUAAUGAACCAUAUUCAAAGCAUAAAAGAUCUUCAACAACAACAACUUGAAAAGAAGAAACAAUUGGAACAACAACAAAAAGAAGCAGCAGCAGCAGCCAAACAAGUCGCUUUAGAAAAGGAACGACAACAACAAGCUGAACGAGAAUUACAAGAAAAAAAGAAAAAGGAAGCAGCGAUCGCAAAACAGCAACAACAACGACAACAGCAACUAAAACAAAAAAAACAAGGACAACAAUCCCAGAUGAAUGAAACAUCUCCGUCGAUCUCAUCACUCCAUUCACCAUCUCCAACAUCACAAAUGACUAAAAAACAAAAAUCAAAAACAUUAUCAGAUCAAAGCCUCACACUCAUCAAAACUUGGGUUCAGCAAAUGAGGGCUACAGGAUCAGCAGCUUCUGUGGCGUUACUAGUGAUAUUCUUUGCUAUACUUGGAUUAUUGAAAGGACCUCGGGGACAAUUGACACGUGCUUUACGAACUAUACUGACAAAGUUAUGGCAAACUGCAAAGAUGGGUACCAAGGUGACAUAUAUGUGAAUCAACUUCGUUUUUAGUAACUUAUUACCCCCCCUCCUUCCUUUACAUAUAUCAUAGAUAAUUUUGUAGUUUAUUAUUAUAUACAUAUAUAGUAUAAUUAUGAUGCACAAAAAUGAAACAAUUGAACAAUCUUUUUAUCGAAAUAAAAAAAAAAAAACAAGUUUACAUUGUCUUUA
Molecule: messenger RNA, 1389 nt
Organism: Halteromyces radiatus
Lineage: Eukaryota; Fungi; Mucoromycota; Mucoromycetes; Mucorales; Cunninghamellaceae
Exons: 3
Coding region: 44-1213 (389 amino acids)
Source: RefSeq, a predicted model, not a curated record